CACGCUAAUCUGCUACUAGGCUUUAGAAGGAGAAGCUUCUUCACAGCGACGCUGAUAAACACAGGGGCAAAGGGAUGUUUUGCACUGUGUGGGAGCACACACCUUCACACAGGACUUGUGGAUCUCAAGCAGUUGAUGUGAUGCUCCUCACAUGAGUGGAUGGCCCCUUGUAGACCAGACAUGACAGCAGAGGAACCCGUUGGCCUAUGGGUGUUGAGCCCAGUGGGGGAGGUCAAGUUACUGCCUGAACAUAGGCUGAAGGAGGAAGACCACAACUGUGAUCCAGAAGUAACGUGCUAUCACACAGAGACACCCAGUGAGGUGUGUGCAGCACUCACUGACAGUGUGUGUGCUGAGGAGCUGUUCUGCAGGAUCUGCCAUGAAGACAGGACUUCAGGGGAGCUGCUGUCCCCCUGCGAGUGCUCUGGUAGCCUGGCCAUGGUGCACCGGGCCUGCCUGGAACAAUGGCUCACCACAUCCAACAGCAGCCACUGUGAACUCUGCCACCACCAGUUUGCACUCGAGCACCUGCCGAAACCUCUCACUGAGUGGUUGUGUGCUCCAUCUAUGCAGCAGCAGAGGAGGACAUUGUGUGGUGAUGCAGUAUGUUUCCUGUUCAUCACGCCACUGGCCAGCCUGUCAGGAUGGCUGUGUGUUCAGGGAGCCAUGGACCUAUAUUACACUAAUGGCAUGGAGGCCUUGGGGCUGCUGGUCCUCACCCUGGCUCUGUUUACCAUAUAUGUCUUCUGGACCACGGUAUCUGUGCGCUACCACAUGCAUCUGUUCAAGACAUGGAAGAAAACUGACCAGAGAGUGCACCUACAGAUUCCCUUGUCCGGCCACAUUACACACAACCAACAGACCCUGUCCAUAAACAGCCUCGGCAAAACCACCAACAAAGAGACUAUGGUGUAGCUACACUGUACAAUACUGAACACACCUCAAUUGAAGGUGGGGUGAGUAACAUCCCCAUACUCAACAGCAGGCUUGAAGCCACUCAGACUCCUCCAAGAGGUUAAACCAGCCUUUGCAACCUUUUCCCUACAAACAUCACAGUGGAAACCCAGACCCAGGAACAACUGCAUCACUGUGACAACUGUGGGGAUGCUCCUUCAUUUCUCACACAUCAUCGUUUCCUGAAGAACAGUGAUAUGACUGGACAAAUGUCGCUACAUGGAAUCAACACAAGAUCACCAACAGAUCUGUUGUUCUGUUCUUAUACUCUCACCAAGCACUUUUUGAGGAACAUCACAGUAAUACUGCUUUCAAAACUCAGUUUUUCAUUGCAUUGAUUCCACUAGAUGCUGGAAAUAUUCCUCUGAGCUCCUUCUCCUUGUUGACAUGUCACUCAUCAUUUGUGUCUUUACUCUUCACAUUCAUGCUGCCAAUCUGCUCUUCUACCAUAACCCAAGGAUUAUACUGGAUUCACAUCUGCUGACUGUGGAUGUCACUGAACUGACAUGUUCAGGAAACAACUUUGAGACUUUUACUUUGUGACAUGGAUCAUUAACCUGCUGGAAGUGUCCAUUAGAAGAUGGUAAACUGUGCCUACAAAGAGAUGAGCAUGUUCGGAAACAAUACUCAGAUAAACUGUGACACUUAAAUCAUGAUUGAUUUGUAUUAAAACCCAAAGUGUGUCAAAAAAACAUUCAUUACAUCACACCACCACCAACAGGUUGGACUGUUGACACAGGGCAGGUUGUCUCUAUGGAUUCAUGCUGUUGACUCCAGGUGGUGACUCUACCAUCUGCAGCCUCAGCAGAAAUCCAGACUCAUCAGACCAGGCUACGUUGUUUAGUCUUCAACUGUCCAGUGUUGGUGAGUCUGUGUCACUGCAGCCUCACUCUUCUGUUGUUGGCUGACAGGAGAGGAGCCUGAUGUGGUCUCUGCUGCUGUAGAACCAUCCACCUCCAGGUUGGAUGUGUAGUUGCCUCAAAGGAGGAUAUAUAUUCUUUGCCGUCUGUUUGUCGGUUUCUUAGCAACACUUUGCAAAAACUACUGUUCAUGAAAAGUUGUGAAGGGAUGGGGCAUGCACUUUGUUUAAAAUGGUGAGAUAAGGCCUUAGGGGAGGUAUGUGCUCUCGGAGUGCCAGUUCAUUUUGAGAUGCUUCUGUGCUCACCCCAGGUGUUAAGAGUGGAUAUGUGCAGUAGCUUUUUUGUCAGCUCCAACCAGUCUGACCUUUCUCCUCUGAUCCCUCUCAUUAACAACGACCUGCUGCUCACUGGACCGUUUUAUUUAGUCUCCAUUCUAAGUAAAAACUCUGAUAUCAGGAGAUCAACAGAUACAGAAAAACUCAAACCAACAAUCAUGACAGUCACAUAUCAUUCUGAUAUUGUUUAAUUGCUGCCACAUGACUGGGUGACUGCAUUAUAGCACAACUAAGCAGGUAUACAAGUGUUCCUAAUAAAGUGCUUGAUAAAAUGCAGUUUUUGACUUGUAUGAGAUGAAUUAAAGUCAGCAAUGCUAUAAUUAAGGUACACCAUCCACCUGAAUAUUCAUUAGCUAUUUAACUUGACUCAUUCCUGCAGUUAAUUGAGGGUCGACUCAUCAUUCAGCUGGUGUUAAGGGUUCCACUUGUAUGCACCGUCUUUGCAGAUGGUUGGGUUUUAUUUGUUCAAGUUAUAUCUGCCCUGAGAUUGCUGCCUAAUCCCCAAGUUAAGCAUGUUAGCAGGCUAACAUGUGUUACCUUCACUAAAGACUGAUGGGACUAUCAUCACUCAGGUGUAUGCUGGUGAACUGACUGACUCUGGCACAGUGGGUCAUGUAAUUCCUCUUAAAUAGUUACUUGUGGGAAUUACAGAAGGACUCCAGUUGGUGAGAGCAAAAGAAACUCUGCACCACUUUGGAUUAGAUCUUUUGUCGUGAGCAUGGACAUAAAGAAAACCUGUUAUUUUACCGUUGGCUAAUAAACUGCUUUUCCAACACUUA
Molecule: messenger RNA, 2928 nt
Organism: Hippoglossus stenolepis (Pacific halibut)
Lineage: Eukaryota; Metazoa; Chordata; Actinopteri; Pleuronectiformes; Pleuronectidae
Gene: marchf3
Exons: 5
Coding region: 160-915 (251 amino acids)
Biological process (GO): protein ubiquitination
Molecular function (GO): ubiquitin-protein transferase activity; zinc ion binding
Source: RefSeq, a predicted model, not a curated record